AUGGGCUCACAAAUCUCGCCAGCCGAAUCGAAGCUUUUCAAGCCCCUCAAGAUCGGCAACUGCGACCUGCAGCAUCGCAUCGCCCUCGCACCGCUCACACGGUACCGCAAUGGUGAUGGCGACCAUGUUCCCCUUCCAUUGAUGGAAAAGUACUAUGCCGACCGCGGCAGCGUCCCGGGAACUCUUGUCAUUUCCGAGGCCACAGCCGUCGCCCAUUCGGAGGAGGGGCAGCACAACAGCCCCGGGUUCGUCAGCGACGCGCAGGUCGAGGGGUGGAGCAAGAUCAUCCAGGGUGUGCACGACAAUGGGUCAUUCUACUUUCAACAGAUUUGGGCCAUGGGCAGGGCCGUGGACCCCAGCUUUGUCCAGGGCCGGGGCUACGACUACCGGUCGAGCAGCAACGUGCCCAUGAAGCACAUUGGCGUCGAGCCUCGCGCCAUGACGGAGGAGGAGAUCCUGCAGGUCAUUGACGACUUUGCGGCCACGGCCAAGAAGGUUGUCUCGGCGGGCGGUGACGGUGUCGAGAUCCACUCGGCGCACGGCUAUCUGCUCGACCAGUUCCUGACCGAGGGCGUGAACAAGAGGACGGACAAGUGGGGAGGGUCUGUCGAGAACCGCGCGAGGCUGACGCUCGAGGUCGUCCGCGCCGUGACAGAGGCCGUGGGCGCGGAGAAGGUGGGCAUCCGCUUCUCGCCCUGGGCCGGCUUCCAGGGUUCCGAAAAGGGCGACGUCGAGCCUCUGUACACGUACAUCAUCGACGAGCUGAAACGGAUGGACGUCAACCUGGCAUACAUCUCGCUCGUGGAGGCGCGCGGCGACCCGGGCGAGCUCAUCCUUGGCACCGAGGCCAUCAACAAGGGCAAGACGCUCGAUUUCAUCCUCGAGAACUGGAACAACAAGUCGCCCGUCAUGGUCGCGGGCGCGUACCGGCCGGAGACGGCAGCGCAGGCGCUGGAGACGCGCUACGCACAGUGGGAUAUCAUGGUGGCCUUUGGGCGGUACUUUAUCUCCAACCCGGAUCUCGUGUACAGGAUCAAGCAUGACAUCCCCCUGGUGCCCUACAACAGGGACACCUUUUACCUGAACAAGCAGUGGACGGGGUACAACGACCAGCCUUUCAGCGACGAGUUUGCCGAGGCGCAUCCUGAGGUUGCGAACAAGUACCCCACGCCGGCGGAUGUGCAAUAG
Molecule: messenger RNA, 1188 nt
Organism: Emericellopsis cladophorae
Lineage: Eukaryota; Fungi; Ascomycota; Sordariomycetes; Hypocreales; Bionectriaceae
Exons: 1
Coding region: 1-1188 (395 amino acids)
Molecular function (GO): FMN binding; NADPH dehydrogenase activity
Source: RefSeq, a predicted model, not a curated record